GAAAAGUGAAAAUAAAUUUAAAAAAGUCUUAUCAAUUGCACAAAUUUUAUCAAUACCAUCAUCGUACAAAAAGCUUGACAAAGAAGAAAUAUUUAGAAAGUUAGACGCAUUAAAGUACAUAGAAUAA
This is a messenger RNA of Dentiscutata heterogama, 127 nucleotides long. The record is from the annotation of a GenBank genome assembly. Lineage: Eukaryota; Fungi; Glomeromycota; Glomeromycetes; Diversisporales; Gigasporaceae.